GGGUGUGACCCCCAGCAUCAGUGGGUCCCCCGAAUUGGGACGCUGCCACCUGAGCACAGGUUGCGAGGACACGGAGACGUCAGUGCCCCAGGCAGGGCACGUGGUGUCCCUGUCUCCCCCACCUGGAGGAGUGCUCACCGGUGGAGUCACCCGUUGCACACUCCCUUGAGAGAGUGAGAGCGGCAGCCGUGCCGCCUUCCUCCCUGACACCGAACAAGCGUUAUGGGGUGCCGGGGCCCGUGGCCGCUCUGGAGCUGGGUGCUGUGGGGGUUCUGGCUGCUGCCAGGUAAGUGCCAGGGUCCCCCACAUGCUGACCAGGUGGAUGAUACCAUGUGGAUGAUGGGCUGCAAACAACGCUCCGGCAGCUACCAUGCUGCAAGGUCGAGCCCGAGUGCCGGGCCGGGGUUUGCCCUGUCUCUGUCCGCGGGUGCCAAAGCUUUGUCACGGUCCCCAGCUCCAGCAGGGGAAGGUGGCGGGAAUUGUGGAUCAAAUGGAGAGACUCACCCUCGGGGAAGGUCCCUGUUCUGUUGGUGUUGGUCCUCCCGCAGAAGGGAGGAGGGGUAGGGGUGAUGGUGACUCCGGGCUGGCUUUUUCCUCACCUUCCUUCUGCACAAGCCGGGGAGAUGAAGGGGCAAUCCCUUGUCCCCACGCUGGACCCAUCCGAGUCGGGCAGCAUCUCCCACGUGGCCGACAGCAACAGCGCCGAGCUGCCUUCAGACCUGGCCAUGUGCUGGGAGCUCCCCGGAGCAUCAGCCGCACGGACAGAGCUCCCCUCUCCCGCCGGCCCGACCACCACACCCGCGGGCAGCCAGAAAUCAGGUAAGGCCGGCAGGCAGCUGGCCGCGGGCAGGUUCCUGCCUGCUGGGGCCGAGGUGGGGUUGAUCCAGCUGGAGCUGCUUUGUCUCGCUCCACAGGCAUCCUGGUGCCACAGGCAACAGAGAGAGGGCUGGUCCCAGCUGGAAGUAGUGGUGAGCAGGAGAGACUUCCCAGCCUGGCAGCUCUCUCUGGGGGUCCAGCAAUGCAAGGCAGCCCCCAGGCAGGGUCAGGGGCUGGGCUCUCCUCUGCAGGUGCUGCCAGCCAGCCAACCAGCAUCCCUCCGGUUCCCACCACCGCUUGGCACAUGCAGCCUCUGUCCUUCAAGCCAACGGGGCACACAGUGGGUCUUGCCCUAGGUGCUGUCACUGUGGAGCAGACGCCAGUGACAGCACGGACAGAGUCAUUGCUCCCCCAGGAUGAGCACAGCACAGCAACAACGUCCCCCAGCAUAAGCAGGAGCUCUGCUGAGCCACGUAGUACUGCCGUGCUCCUGUCCCAGGAGGUCAUACUGGGGCUGGAUGAGGCCACCUCACCCUUGGCCACAGCUGCCAGCAUCUCUCAGGACAGGGCCAGCCCCAUGAAGAUGGCAGCAGCCGCAGCCAGUCCCCCCAACACAGCCGCAGAGGGAGCCUUUUCUUCUACCACCACUGAUGCCAGCAAGGCUGCAGAGCCAGGGACAGAUGCUUUACCCAACGCUGACCACAGUGCCUCACAGGACCCUCCCGGGCCCCCCACUCAGCUGCCUCCAGCCCUUUUGCCCCCGCUUCCUGAUGAGGCUGUGCUGGGCACAGGAGAGACGUUUCCCCCCAGCUACAGCGCAGCCCCAGGCACUGCUGGACAUGGGCUCCCUGCAGACAAUGCUGCCCACCAACCCCAAGCCACCACACAAGCUGCGGGCACACUGGCUACAGUGGUGGAUGUCGUAGCUGGAGAGCACAUCCCACCUCUGGGAAGCACCAGUGCUGAGCUGGUGACCAUCAGGAAUGAGGCCAGUACCAAAGCCACAGCAGGCACUGCCAUCCCAAAGACCGAGGAUGCACCAGGAGGGCUCAGCAUGAGUCUGUCUCCCCAUGCAGCUCUCAAAGACCCUGAUGGUCCCUCUCCAAGGCCCUUUCCACACUCCAUGGGCUCUCUGCUCCCUCAGUCCCUCUCAACAGGCCUUGUGACCACCACAGCAGAGGCAGCUGCAGGCAGAUUUUCAGCCACUCCCAGCACGGCCAUGCCUUUGUCCCUCACAGGCACCACUGGAGCAACGCCAGACAGGGCCCCUCAAGCUGCUGCUGCUGCUGCACCACCACCUUCCAUUGCUGCAUUUGGCAUCAGGACUGUGCCAGCUACCCAUCCAUCCUCCUUUGUUAGCAGCACUCCAAGUAGUGAAGCAGGGUUGGGAUCAGCAUCACUGGCCAGUGGCAGUGCCACCACAAUUUCAGAGGACACCGAAGCCACCCUGCCUGUGUCCGAUGCACACCCUGGCCACAGCCAGCCAGGUCCCACAGCAGGCUCAACAACCCCAGGAACUGGCAUCACACCCAGAUCUGCACUAACCUCAGUGCUCUUGGCUGGGCCCCAAACUGUGGAAGCUCCAGGGACAGAGAUGCCAUCACCCAGCACUGCAUCAGACACUGGCAGAGCUGUAUCACAUACCCCUGGGGGACCCAGAGCAGUCACUGUCCCCAUGGCAUCGCAAGCAGGUGAACCCCCUCUCCUGGAAGGCAGAGCCAAUGUAGGGAUGGCUCUGGAGGUGUCCCCAUCCAGCAUCCCCCAAGAGAUGGCAGCAGUCACAUCUCCACUGUCUCUGGCUGCCUCACUGCAAGCAAUGGGGCCUUCGGGUGACCCCCAGCCCAAUGGCAGCACCACAGAGCGAGCAAUGGGCAUGGGGUUCCUGGAGGUGAGCACGGAGGAGAACCCAGGUGCCAGUGCAGCAGGGCCAGCUCCCAGCCACACGAUUGUCACUGCCAGGCCACCACCAGAGCCACCUGCCACUGAGAACAAGCCCACCGCUGGGGUCACCUCGCUGCCUGUUGGCCACACAAAUGUGUGGGAGGCUACAGCUGCAUCCCAGAGAGGUGCCACAGCCACCACUGUCCAUGUGGACGCCACCAGCUCUGAGAGCAGCACUGAGGGUGCAGCAUCCUCAGCCAGCACCAGCAGCACCCAUGUCCCUGACUCCAACACCAGUGGCACAAGCCUGGCCACUAGGCCAGCCACCAUAGCAUCCACCAGCACGUUCCCCAGCAACACUAACCUGCCAACCACCUCCACAGGCUGGGAGACCUUUGUGACCAGUGUCACCACAGCCAUGCCACCUGCCACAGCAUGGGCCACCAGCACCAGCAGUGCCCCAUCCCUUGCUGUAACACACAGCGAGACAAGCGGAGGUGGGCAGCCUGUCCCACCCCCAGCAGCACGUACCCCCGUGGUGGAGACAACUCUUGGACCCUGGGGCAUCCCUGGUCCCAGCACGGCUGUUGCAGUGUCUGGUUCCUCCCUCCCCAGCCUGCACAGCCCAACAGAGGAGGCCACAACAGCCCCCUUGUUCCUGCUUGGUGUUGGUGCAACUGGGGUGGCAGCAGCUGGACAGACUCCCACCGAGUCAGCAACAGGCACCACUUCUCCUGCCUCCAUCAGCUACCACGACAUGGGACAAGCAGUGAGCACGUCAUCUCCUGCCUUCCUGACAUCUCCAGGGGCACCUGCCUGGAAGGAGAAAACAGCCAUCAGCACAGGCAGCACCACAGCCACUGCUGCAGGGAACAGCACUGCCACCACUGCCUCUACUGCAGGCAGCACCACUGCCACCACUGCCACCACUGCCGCUACUGCAGGCAGCACCACUGCCACCACUGCAGGGAACAGCACUGCCACCACUGCAGGCAGCACCACUGCCACCACUGCAGGGAACAGCACUGCCACCACUGCCACCACUGCAGGCAGCACCACUGCCACCACUGCAGGGAACAGCACUGCCACCACUGCCACCACUGCAGGCAGCACCACUGCCACCACUGCAGGGAACAGCACUGCCACCACUGCCACCACUGCAGGCAGCACCACUGGCGCCACUGCAGGGAACAGCACUACCACCACUGCCAGCACUGCAGGCAGCACCACUGCCACCACUGCAGGGAACAGCACUGCCACCACUGCAGACAGCACCACUGCCACCACUGCAGAGAACAGCACUGCCAGCACUGAAAGCAGCACCACUGGCACCACUGCAGGGAACAGCACUGCCACCACUGCCACCACUGCAGACAGCACCACUGCCACCACUGCAGGCAGCACCACUGCCACUGCUGCAGAGAACAUCACUGCCACCACUGCCACCACUGCAGGGAACACCACAGCCAUCACUGCAGGAAACACCACUGCCACCACUGUAGGAGGCACCACGGCAGGAGGCACCACGGCUAUUGCAUCCACAGCCCCAGUGAGCCCAGCCAAGGAGGCGGGAAGUCUCCCAGGCACCACGGCACCAGUGACACCACCAGCCACCACCAGCCCUGCCACCACCCUGUCUCGUGCCUUUGGGACACAGAGAGGACCAUCCACUGAACUGAGCACAUCUGCCCACACCACCACUGGGCACAGAACUCCUGCACCUGAGCCCCAACCCACCCAGGAGCUUAUCAAGCCAGGGACUUCACUCUACCCCUUUGGCGUGGAAGGAGGGGAUCAAGAAUACGUCCGGAGGAUGGUGGAUUUUAACUCACCCCUGUUCAAGCCAGAAAUUGGAUUUCCCUUUGGGAAGUCACUGCGAGAUGCUCUCUAUUUUACAGAUAACGGACAGAUCAUUUUUCCACCCACGGACAACUAUGUCCCAUCCAACCCCAACCCCCCUCCCCGGGGCUUCACUGGCUGGGAGAGCUUGCCAAUGGUGGCUGCCUUUUGGGAUGAUGCAGACUUUUCCAAGGGUGUUGGCACCACUUGGUACCAGGAGUACUCUACACUCAGCUCUACCCAAGACCCCGUUGUCCAAGAUGUGGAAGCAAAGAUUGAGAAAUACCUAAAAAUCCCCUAUGUGGCAAAAUGGACCUUGAAGGUGACGUGGGAGAAAGCUCCAGCGUACCCAUCCCGGAGGGAUGACACUCAGACGAGCACCUACCAGGCAGUACUCAGCACUGACGGGAACCGCUCCUUCGCCCUGCUGCUCUACCAGGACGAGGGGAUGCGCUGGGACUACAGCAGGCUGGCUGCACCCAACGUACUGAUCGGCUUCUCCAGUGGCAACGGCUAUGCCCAAAACAACGAGCUGACUCAGAAGCCACCAGCUGUCAAGUACCGACCAGACCAGCACAGCAGCACCGGCUCCGAUGUGCGUGGGCUGUGGAUUUACAGACUGGACAGUCGCUCCCGGGUGAAUUACAGGCUGCAGUGCCUGGCGUGGCUGGACACGGAGCCAGCGCCGGCCACCUGGAACAGCCAACUGCCACCAUGCCCCUGCUCUCGGCCCCAGGCAGAGCUGGAUCCCCGCUACCACUGGAGCAGAGGCCCAGCAGACACCUCCAUGAGGAUGCUGCGCACUGCAUCCCCCAGCCCAGCUGGAGCUGGGGUACGAUGUCUGUACCAAGGUGGGAGCCUGCUCGAAGGCUGGCAGGAGAGAGUAUGGAGCCCCCCCUUCCAUGCUGCCACAGACACAGAGCUGGAAGCGUUCAACUGGUGCUGCCGGCGUGUGGGGAAGCCCCUGUUCUGUGCCAGGUUUGCUGAGAAGAGACCAAGGGUUGACUGUGAAGGAUAUGUGCCACCCACCCCUGCUGGUGCCUUCGGGGACCCUCACAUCACCACCCUGGAUGGACUCACCUACACCUUCAAUGGGCUUGGGGACUUUGUCCUGCUGCUGGCCAGUGAUGCCCAAACCAGCUUCGUUUUGCACGGGCGCACAGCACAGACUGGCACGGCCCAGGCCACCAACUUUGUGGCCUUUGCUGCCCAAUAUAUCUCCAAAACUACCACAACAGUUGAGUGGACCUUGGGGAGCCAGGAUGACAUCCAAGUCCUCCUGAACAACAAAACCAUCCAGUUUUCCUAUUCCCAAGACCUGGGUGACGAGGUGUACUACAGCCCUGGUGUCCUGCUGGUCAACACCUCCUCUGUCACGGCCGUCUUUGAUGGGACCAUGGCUGUCUCUGUCUUGGCCACCUCUGGGAUCCUCAGCGUGGUCUGCAGCCUGCCCAACUGGUACCGCAACAGCACCAGCGGCCUCCUGGGUGUGUGGGACCAUGACCCUGCAGACGACUUCCAGAUGCCAAAUGGUACCAGCAUCCCUGUGAACAGCAGUGAGGAGGAGAUCUACAGCUAUGGGAUGACCUGGGCUGUUGGGGAGCACAGCCUGUUCACUCAGCCUCUGGACUCACCAGCACUGAACUUCACACCCUUCUUCUUGUCUUGGCUGCGGCAGGAGAACGAAAGCCAGUACGAGCUGGUGGCCUCUCAGUGUCACGGCAGCAAGGAGUGCAUCUAUGAUUCACUGAGCACAGGGAACUUGGCCCUGGGCCUGGCCACCCGGAGCCUUGCAGCCGACUUCCAGCAGAGGAAGAAAACACUCAAUGCCUUCCCUCCCGUCAUCACCGGUGACGCAUCAAUCACGGCCUUCAGGACAGAGAAGGUCACAAGGCAGUACCAUGCCUUGGGGGCGGGUGCACGCUUCAUUCCCCAUCUUUCACCACAGCUCAACAUAUCAGAGAACGGCACCCUCAUAUGGGAGCCCCGUGGGAUAGCCCUAUUCACCAUCAACCUGGAGGCUGUUGGCUCCAACAACAUCUCUGCACUCCUCCAGCUCCGCUUCAUCCUUUGCAGAUGCAGCAGGAGCCAGGACUGUGACUACAGCAACACUGUCACUCUCGGGGAGUCUUCCCUGCAGCUGGCAGCCUGCAGAUGUGAGAGUGGCUACUCAGGUGCCCUCUGCCAGAACCCUCCGGACCCCUGCUCCCAGGGAUGCUUCCCUGGUGUGGGAUGUGACCCUUUCAGUGGCUGUGGCCCCUGCCCAGCUGGCCUGACGGGGGAUGGAGAGCACUGCUCAGAUGUCGAUGAGUGCACGCAGGGGACAGAGUGCCCGGGGAACAGCACCUGCACCAACACUGUGGGCAGCUACAUCUGCUCCUGCCUGGCCAGUGAGCAGGGUGAGAGGCCAGGCUGUGGCUCAGACUGCAGCUACCACUCCUGCCCUGAGGGCUACUGCAGCAACGGGGGGCACUGCCACCUUCACCCCAUCACUUGUGCCCCUACCUGCUCCUGCCCCCCAGCUUUCACCGACCAGCGCUGCCUGGUGGCAGGGGGGGAUUUUCAGCCACUGCCCAGCUCAGAUCUCCCUCGGAGAAGCAUCCAGAUGAGGAUCAAGACACUGCAAAACGCCACUGCUGAGGAAGUCAACAGCACUGUCUCAGCCAUCCUGGACUCUCUGGAGGUAAAGGCUUUCCAGAGCAACACCAACAUCACCCAGAUGACAGACAUCAAUGGCUUCACCUUCGUGGUGGUGUCGGAGUUUGCCUAUGACAGCCGCGGGACCGUCAUCCACUUCCUGAACGAGGAGCUGCCCACAGCCAUCACCGGCGCCUUCAACGGGCGGCGGCGGCGGCGGGAGGCGGGCACGGGGCUGCUCUUCCAGCACCUGCACCGGGACAACAUCACUGACCUGGUGAAGCUGACAGUGGAUGAGCUGAGGGACUAUUUCCCCUGCUCUCUGUAUGGCUACAAAGGCUACCAGCUCCACUACAUGGGGGCCAUCGGCUUCAUCUGCAUCUCCCCCUGCAAGAUGGGCUACUGCCAGCACGGCGGCCAAUGCCAGCACCUGCCCGAGGGGCCCACGUGCAGCUGCUUGCCCUUCUCCAUCUACUCUCCAGCCGGCCUCCGGUGUGAGUGGCUGGCCAUCAGCCUGGCUGCCUUCCUCGGCAUCCUGCUGGGAGCCCUGGCUCUGCUCUGCCUCCUGUUUGCCAUCGCCUGCCUGGCCCUGCGCCUCUGCCGCCGGCACCAGGGGGCCAAGGAGACCUUAUGGAGAACACGGCCCUUCUCCUCGUUAACGAUGGCAGGAGAACAAGCAGAGCCCACUGUCUCCCACUCCCUGGAAAGGCAUUGGAAACUGCAGCUCCAGGCCAUUGACCCCUCAGUCCAGAUAAGAAUCCAGAGACCCCAUGUUAUGCCUCCAAGCCAGUCCCCCCAGCAGCCCUAACCUGCCACCAGUCCUUUGCUGGCACCUCCAGGCUCACAGAGGAGCCAGACACGGCUGCCAGCUCCGCCGCUUGCUCUUGAGGUCUCCAGCAGCAGCAACACAUGGAGGCAGGGGACAGGCAGCUGCCUUUUGGCUUCUGGGAGGAUUCUGAAGGAGGUGCUUUUUUGAAUGUGUAUUUAUCUGAGUGACCAAAGCAGGAGGAUUUCACCUUCCCUGAGAUCCUGCAGAGACACCUGGGAUCAUCCUUGCAUGUGUCUGCACCAGGGGUAUGUGCUACUGCAAUAUAACCAGACCUUGCAGAUCCCCUGAGAGCAGGGUCAGGUGGGGCAAUGCAGUGAUUGUAAUCCCUUAGGAACCAAAUAGAAUAAACCAAAAAUGUUGGCUUGCUGUUAAA
Haemorhous mexicanus (house finch) is the source of this 8375-nucleotide messenger RNA. RefSeq names its product mucin 4, cell surface associated (gene MUC4). Gene Ontology annotation, biological process: cell-matrix adhesion. NCBI's taxonomy places the organism in Eukaryota, Metazoa, Chordata, Aves, Passeriformes, Fringillidae. The record is from RefSeq and is a predicted model, not a curated record. The transcript is spliced from 27 exons. Bases 1019 to 7981 code for a protein of 2320 amino acids. Gene Ontology annotation, molecular function: calcium ion binding.